GUAGGUUAUCACCACUAUCUCCUUUCACACCAUGGUGGAUUUUGCGGAUUUCCCAACCAUCAAUCUCUUUCUUGCAAAGUACUUCUAUGACAAUGAUACAUCGCCAUGGUAAGGUCUCAAGCCAAUGGAACAAUUAUAACUCAUAAGUUUUUCUCCACUUAAUAUCAUGUCAUUAGCACAAAUGCGAUAAAGAGGAUACACCAUGUUCAAACUCAUUUCAAGACAGACGAGGACCCAAAGGAAGAGACAAAUAAAACCUUCACAAACCCACCACUUGAACCCCAAAACCGAAACCAAAAAGAAUUCGCGCUCCCUCACUCUUUCGACAGCCAACAAUGGCGAACCUGAGGACGGCGAUGGACUCAGCCUUCUGGGACUUGAACGUUUCUUCGCCUCAGACCCUUGAGGGCUCGGCCAAGGCCGUUCCCGGCGACCCCUUUCCUCUCGACGGUGCUCGAGCCAGCCGAGCCCUUAGGAUUCAGCAACUCUUUCUUCUGGGUGUUAUAGCUUCCUACAACCCCAAUUCUUAGGACUUUGGUUCUUUCUCUCACCAGUCUCUGCUCAGACCAGCUACCUCUAACUGGUGGCUUGGAUUAAUUGGGCAGUUCCGCCCGAAGAAACUCUUUUCUUGUAUUAAAGCUGAAGUUACCAAUGAUGAGAUGGGGGUCCCUACUUUGAAAGAUGUGGUGAAGCGUGUCUUGGACAAGUCACUUUAUUCGUUUGGAUUAUGCACACAGCUUCUUUCGUCUCCGUCCUCAUCCAUAAAGUUGAGCACAGAAGGACAUGGUGAGAAAAAAGGACGCCGCAACAAAUUGAUGCUCUUUCAUAAGCUUCCUUACCAUGAUAUUACACUUGAGGCUGCAUGGCCUGAACUUUUAGUUGACCAUAAGGGAAAAUACUGGGAUGUGCCUGAGUCAAUUUCCUUAGAUAUGUCAUCACUUGUCUCCAAAUCUGGAUUGCAGUACCACAUUGGUGUACAUAAAAACAGUGGUCAUCCCCAGGCAGUUAAUUCCAUAGAUGAUGAGGCACCUCCUUCUCUAAUGCCUGGAUUCUGCGCAAAGGCUGCCUUUUCUUAUGAAAAAAGCCAAGAUCUUUGGAGUCAAAAUGAGACACGAAAAGACAUCAUGAUACAGAAAGAAAAGGGUUUGUUUUGGCGGCCAUCUUAUGAUGUGCGUCUUAAAGAACCUCAUGCUGCAGUAUAUGGAGUUUUUGGUGGAAGCUGCACUGCCUGGUUUCAGGAUGGGUACAACCCAGUGGCAGUUGAUCUGAGGGGAGACGAGGGCAAUUCUUGGAGCAGUAAGAAGAGGAGUCGAUUCAGUGCUGAUUUUUUGGGCUCUCUUUGCUAUACUUUCCAGCACGGAAAAUUUGGAGAGCUCUACGGUGAUCUGACCAGGAUUGAUGCUCGCCUGGAUAUUUGUUCAGCUUCAGGUUUGGCUAAAAGGGUGAUUAAUGGUUUGAAGAGUUCCUCAGCUAACAGUGCAAAAGAUCUGAUGUCCUCCCCUAGGAUCAAUCUAAUCUUUCAGCAGCAGGUAUUUCUAUUUAUUCCUUAACUUUUUAAAUGUUUCACACCUUAAGUUGUAAGAGAUAUUUUAAAUGCAGUUAUGCACAAUGUGUUACAAAACCUGCAUCGUCCCCAUCAAAUCCUCAAAACAAAUCUUCCUCAAAAUAUUCCAUCUUCACCUCCAAAAUACCC
Messenger RNA from Pyrus x bretschneideri (Chinese white pear), 1693 nucleotides. Its product is annotated as protein TRIGALACTOSYLDIACYLGLYCEROL 4, chloroplastic-like. The record is from RefSeq and is a predicted model, not a curated record. NCBI's taxonomy places the organism in Eukaryota, Viridiplantae, Streptophyta, Magnoliopsida, Rosales, Rosaceae. Gene Ontology annotation, molecular function: phosphatidic acid binding. Gene Ontology annotation, biological process: ER to chloroplast lipid transport; acylglycerol transport. Gene Ontology annotation, cellular component: chloroplast envelope.